UGUGUUUAGGUUUAGCCAACCUGAGGAGCUUCUCGCUGCGCUAGCUUCUCAUCGCUCUCUGUUGUUGUCAUUCUUCGAGGGAAAACAACACAUCUUUUCCUCAACAGCAGUACAAAGGAGAUAACAUUAAACGGUAUUGUGACGGAAAUCUACGUUUUAGGAAGCCUGUGGUUUCAGUAAAAACCGAUAUUGUCUAUAAAGAAUAGCUGAAGUGUUCGCCGAAAAUACAUCCCCCCAGCAGCAGGGUAAGAAUAGCCAUCCGGUUCCCACAUCACACCGCAUCCACUGCGGCAACCGAGCUCUCGGGCUAACGCAAACCUCUUUUCACUUUUUUGUUUUUACUUUGUGACUGUUUGGGGGAAAACAUCCGGUUAAAACGCAGCAGCUUCUUGUGGAACGAGCCAGUGUUAGUUUAAAGGACUGUUAACGCAUUAAAAUGGCUGCUGAGAUGGUAUUUGGGGGAGAAUGGCCAUAAAUCAGCACAGUAAAAUAAGUAACGAAUCCUCUACUAAAUUAUCCCGGGCUAACAAACUUUUUCCUUUUUCUUUUUUUGGCCUAUGAGAUUAUUUUAUGCAUUUUUGUUUGUAUUGCUUCUUUCAACAAAUCUGGUGAACGGAAUUCCUCCCGAUUCAGAUGUAUACAAGCAGCUUUAGCUCCUAUUUUAGAUCUUUUCUUACCCAGUCCUCUUGUAUGCCCACCGCUCCAAACAAAUAUGCAGGGCGACUGUGUCAUAGUUGAAGCGUCCUGAGAAGUCGAGGCUUUCUCCCAGAGAAGGCCCCGCUUGGUCGACCUGGAGGGGAGUAAAGCAGAAGAAUCAUGGAGCCUGGAGGAAAAAGGAACACUUUUCUAUUCGGUCCCAAGCUAUAUUUAAGGGGCGAUCAGAGGGGGAUCAACAGAUAUCUGGUGGUGUAUGUUUUGUUUUCCUUCGUGCUCUUAACGCACGCGUCUCCAGCGAGAUCCUGUGACAAGAGCUGCAACUCUGGGAAAUGCAUCAACGGCUCCUGCGUCUGCGAGCGAGGAUGGGUCGGAGAUCAGUGUCAGCACUGCCAGGGGAGGUUCAAAUUGACCGAACCCUCAGGAUACCUCACCGAUGGACCCUUCAACUACAAGUUCAAAACCAAGUGCACCUGGCUAAUUGAGGCCUAUCCUAACGCUGUUCUGCGGUUAAGGUUCAACCACUUUGCAACAGAAUGCAGCUGGGACCACAUGUACGUCUAUGACGGAGACUCUGUCUAUGCUUCUCUGGUUGCUGUUUUCAGCGGCCUGAUCGUACCAGAGAUCCGUGGUAAUGAGACGGUUCCUGAGGUUGAGACGACUUCAGGUUAUGCACUGCUACACUUUUUCAGCGACGCUGCCUAUAAUCUGACAGGAUUCAACAUAUUCUACUCGAUAAACUCUUGUCCCAAUAACUGUUCCGGCCAUGGAAAGUGCACCCCGGGGAACUCGGCUGCCAGCAGGGUGUACUGUGAAUGUGACAAAUACUGGAAGGGUGAGGCCUGUGACAUCCCCUACUGCAGGAACAACUGUGGAAGCCCCGACCACGGCUACUGUGACCUCACCGGAGAGAAGCUGUGUGUCUGCAAUGACAGCUGGCAAGGCCCAGAUUGCUCGCUGACUGUACCAUCGACCGAGUCCUUCUGGAUUCUGCCCAGCGUCAAGCCGUUUGGUACCUCCUUUGCCAGGGCUUCACAUAAAGCAGUGGUACAGGAGAAGGUCAUGUGGGUGGUGGGUGGAUACACGUUUAACUACACCUCAUUCCAGAUGAUUCUGAACUACAACCUUGAGAGUGGCGUUUGGAACACAGUACCCAUCAGUGGGGGCCCCGUGCCAAGAUACGGACACUCGCUUGCAGCCUACCAGGAUGAAAUCUACAUGUUUGGUGGGAAGCUUGAACCCAGCGGGGGCAACGUUACAGAUGAGCUGUGGGUGUUCAACGUACAGAGUCGGACGUGGCAACGCAGAAGCCCCGUUGUGGGCUCGUCGGCCCAAGCUCAGGUUUACGCUGUGGAGGGCCACACGGCCCACUGCGUCCAGCUGAACAGUGGCGAGACCAUCAUGCUGGUCAUCUUUGGUUACUCCCCCAUCUACAGCUACAUCAACAACGUUCAGGAGUACAAUCUGAGAUCCAAAGUGUGGUUGGUACCUGAGACUAAAGGGGCCAUUCCACAGGGAGGUUAUGGCCACAGCAGCACUUAUGACGGCUCCAGCAGCAGCAUCUAUGUCCAUGGAGGCUUUAAAGCUCUGCCAGCCGGCAAAUAUGGCCUUGUGGAUGACCUCUACCGCUACGACGUGAACACAAGGACAUGGUUCAUUCUAAGAGAAAGCGGCUUUCCACGGUACCUGCACUCCGCGGUGCUUCUCAGCGGCACUCUGCUUGUCUUUGGUGGAAACACGCAUAAUGACACGUCACUCAGCAACGGUGCCAAAUGCUUCUCUGCUGACUUCCUGGCAUAUGAUAUCGCUUGUGACGAGUGGACACUCCUGCCAAAACCAGACCUGCACAGGGACGUCAACCGCUUUGGCCACUCGGCUGUUGUUAGCAAUGGGUCUAUGUAUGUGUUCGGGGGCUUUUCCAGCGUCUUGCUGAAUGAUGUGCUCGUAUACCGACCUCCCAGCUGCCAGGCCUUCUUGGCAGAGGAGGGGUGUGUAAGGGCAGGGCCUGGGGUCCGCUGCAUCUGGAGCAGGGGCCGCUGUGUCCCCUGGGAACUAGGCGUGCUUAAUGGCAGCUCUCUUUCCGUACCUUACUGCUCCUCUAAAACAGUGGCGGCGGACGAGUGGUGCUAUAGGUUCUCAGACUGUGGCAGCUGCACAGCAAACACCAAAGGCUGCCAGUGGUGUGAUGACAAGAAAUGUAUCUCUGCCUCCAGCAACUGCACCUCUGGUGUGAAGAACUUCACCGAGUGCCCGGUGCGCACCGAGCAGGUGUGCAGCAAGCUCGCCAACUGCAAGAGCUGCUCCCUGAAUCUCAACUGUCAGUGGGAGCAGAAUCACUCACAGUGCCACUCGCUGCCUGCCCAGCAGUGCAGUGAAGGUUGGAGCCAGGUGGGCGACGCCUGUCUAAGGAUCAACUCCAGCCGGGAGAGCUAUGAUAAUGCCCAGCACUACUGCAAGAACCUCAAUGGGAACAUUGCUUCGCUCACCACCUCAAAGCAAGUGGAUUUUGUGCUUGAGGAGCUAAAAAAGCUUCAGCAGCAAGAACAGCGACUGUCUCCCUGGGUGGGCCUGAGGAAAAUCAAUGUGUCAUACUGGGGUUGGGAGGACAUGUCUCCCUUCACCAAUAGCAGCUUGCGCUGGCUGCCUGGAGAGCCCAGUGACUCUGGUUUUUGUGCCUACUUGGAGGAGCCUCAGGUCUCAGGACUUCGGGCCAAUCCUUGCACUGCAACUGCUCAUGGCCUCAUUUGUGAAAAAGCUACUGGGAACCCCAAUCAUAGCAGCCGUACGUCAUGCAAGAAGCCUUGCUCUCUGCACACAAACUGUGCCAACUGCACCAGCCAGGGCACGGAGUGCAUGUGGUGUGGCAGCACGCAGCGCUGUGUGGACUCAAAUGCAUAUGUCAUCUCAUUCCCCUAUGGCCAGUGUUUGGAGUGGCAGACUUCAGACUGUGUGGCUCAAAACUGUUCAGGACUGCGGACGUGCUCCCAGUGCUUGGAUCAGCCCGAGUGCGGCUGGUGUGGCGACCCCAGCAGCACAGGGAAGGGACUGUGCAUGGAAGGGUCUUACAGGGGGCCCAUGAAAAGAGCUGCAAAGCAGGGCCAGCAGGGCCAUUCCCAUGACAUGAGCCUUGAGCCUGGCAGUUGCCCCAAAGACAAAGGAUUUGAAUGGGCCUUCAUUAGCUGCCCUGCAUGCCAGUGUAACGGCCACAGCACGUGUGUGAACGGCAGUGUGUGCGAGCAGUGUCGCAACCUCACCACUGGUCCUAACUGUGAGACCUGCAUGCCGGGUUACCACGGAGACCCGACCAAUGGCGGCAAAUGUCAGG
This is a messenger RNA of Cyprinodon variegatus (sheepshead minnow), 3979 nucleotides long. It is a transcript of the gene atrnl1b, whose product is annotated as attractin like 1. The record is from RefSeq and is a predicted model, not a curated record. The annotation marks the transcript as partial. Gene Ontology annotation, molecular function: protein binding. The transcript is spliced from 19 exons. Gene Ontology annotation, cellular component: Golgi apparatus. Lineage: Eukaryota; Metazoa; Chordata; Actinopteri; Cyprinodontiformes; Cyprinodontidae.